This is a messenger RNA of Suhomyces tanzawaensis NRRL Y-17324, 213 nucleotides long. RefSeq lists its product as uncharacterized. The annotation marks the transcript as partial. The transcript has a single exon. NCBI's taxonomy places the organism in Eukaryota, Fungi, Ascomycota, Pichiomycetes, Serinales, Debaryomycetaceae. Gene Ontology annotation, cellular component: cytoplasm. The record is from RefSeq and is a predicted model, not a curated record.
AUUGGAAGAAUUGUGCAUGUUAGUGUUGAUUUGGCCUUAGUGUCUGCUUUUUUGGCAGGUGUCAAGAGAAACACCGGGUUGACUCCAAAUUUGGAAUCAUUCGAUAACGAGAACAUUAGAUACUACUCGUCCAAGUACUUGGAUGUUGGCGAGAAGAUAUUUGACUACAGUGCUGCUUAUUUUGGCUCGUCGGACUACUUCAAGAGAAGAUGA